Molecule: messenger RNA, 2076 nt
Organism: Branchiostoma floridae (Florida lancelet)
Lineage: Eukaryota; Metazoa; Chordata; Leptocardii; Amphioxiformes; Branchiostomatidae
Exons: 3
Coding region: 110-1684 (524 amino acids)
Source: RefSeq, a predicted model, not a curated record
AACCGGUUCCACGUCAUUGCGCUAUCAAAUCCGCACACAGUAGGGGAGGGGGGCACAUAUUUGGUCACCCUGUAAAGAUAUAUCUCUAUUAAUCCUACCAAUCCACGGUAUGGCUGAAAACCUCCAGGAAGAACAACGUUCGAAAGAACAACGUUCGGAAGAACAACGUUCGAUGGCUGGACAACUUGUAGGGGCAUUGCAGCCAGUUGUAGACGCCCAGAUUGCUCGGACGGGAGAGUGGGGCCGUGUACAACUCAGAAUCUACAACCCAUGGCGGAGCGGUGCUGUGCCUGGGGGAGGUACCGGUGUGGGUGUCGGGAUCGCCGCCUUCUACUUCCAACAAGUGGAUCUAGUCAGGCAGGUGAUACGUAGAUCUGUCGAGCGAUGGGAUCCCGACAACCCUAACCAGCCAGCCGACCCGGAGGUUGGGUUGGAGGUACAAGUCGGCUCUCUUCUAGUCCCUGUCAUCUUUCACUCCAGACUUGGGUACGACUACUUCAGCUCCAUACUAAACGGCCCUUUCCUCAAGGCUUGUCUGACAGCAGAGCUGGAGAAGAUCGGGUACACGGAGACGGUUGAUGUGAGUGCGGAACAGUGGGAAGUACCGACGGUAGCUGAAGACAGGAUAGCAGCUGGGCUGGUGAAAGGUGUAACGAGGCAAAACAAAAUGGAGGACGACCUGACACAAGUAACGUCACCAGUAAAGAAACUGCAGGAAACUCUCUACACCACAGAUGCAGAGAACUCGGGGGCACCGGGGAGCGAUCUAGCCGCGCUGUCCAUCUUUACAUCCGAUGAAGAUCCACAAGGCGGGAAAGAAUAUGAUUCGUCAUCUGGCAAGGGGAAACCUAAACAGAAACGUCCACAGAUUAGCCUGGCAGCCAGGCUAAAACGGCAUAAAGAUUCACCAACCGCGAAAGCAAUGCUUCAAGCCUACAGCUGUUUGGAGAAGGGAGCGGCCAUGUUGGUCGAUAGCGGGUAUCAGCAGGGGGAGGGCGUCAGGGAUCUCUUGGAAGGGCUCGUGCUCAUGGAGGAAGUGUUACCAGGAGACGUGGAAACCGUUCUGUAUGCUCAACACUGGCUAAACCUCGACAAGGCGAAACUAAACAACCUCUUAUCGACUGAGCUGCGGGACAGCGCUAACAACACCCCCUGUCUGCUGCUACAGGCACUGCAGCUUCCAGCGGGAGACCGUCGACUGCGAGCCAUAAACAAUGUCAUCGACGUUGUCCUCCAGCGUGGGAAAACAGAUGCUUUAUACAACGACAUAGCUUACAUAUACUUCGCGCUGUGUUCUACCCUGUGGACGAGCACCAAACAGGCCGGCCCGACUCUGUCCGCCUGUGCCAGUGCCCUCAUGCACAAACCCACCCACCUGUCUACUCUGUUCUACACCGCACGAAGCUCCAUGUCUGUGUCCGUUCCACAGGCCGUCAGGCAGUUGGAACACUUCCUACACACCGCUCCGUCCUGUCACCAUCAGGUCCCCCGUGCUCAUUACUACCUGGUCAGGUUGUACGGCCAACAGGGCGUGUCCACCCACUGGGACAAGAUCCUCCACCACUACAACAUGGCGCAGCGGACGGAGAGCGACAGGCUGCCCGUGUUCGGACCAGUCCCGAGGAUGUACAGAGAGCAAGCCAGAAAGGUGUACGACAAAGUGGUGGCAGGGGCUGACAAGUGAACAAUGAUUGAGAAACAAAUGUCUACAGAGCAGACGCCAGAGUUACGUUGCGCAAUGCGAGGCUUUAAAUAAAACUGGUUGCUUAAAUGCGUAUACGUGUAAACUACAAACGAAAACAUAAACUCGUGUACACAAAAUGUAUUACCAAUCUUUAUAGUCAAUUUGUACUAUUUUUUUUAAAGAUUUGUUUAUUCAUGAAAGCUCAAAUCGGCCUGCAGGUCGCUUUUCAUUGAGGUCACGAGGGAAGAGGCGAGGGCAAUACAACGUAUAUAACAGUAUCAUUAUCAUUAUGUUACCUUCAUAGAAGGGAACAUGUCUGUUUUUGCUUUGUUUCUUCCUCUCCGCGCAAAUAAGGUCAACGACCUGGACCAGACGGCUGUCACCAUGGUAAC